Pyricularia grisea is the source of this 114-nucleotide messenger RNA. RefSeq lists its product as uncharacterized. The transcript has 2 exons. Lineage: Eukaryota; Fungi; Ascomycota; Sordariomycetes; Magnaporthales; Pyriculariaceae. The record is from RefSeq and is a predicted model, not a curated record. The coding region runs from base 1 to 114 and encodes 37 amino acids.
AUGCCUCUUGCAGCCGAUGCACUCAAGCUGUGGCACGGCGUACACCGCCCUGUGGUUUCCGAGCCUCUGCGUCAAAAAGGCAGCCGGACCUUGCACAAGGGAGAGAUAAAAUGA